Molecule: messenger RNA, 834 nt
Organism: Dendrobium catenatum
Lineage: Eukaryota; Viridiplantae; Streptophyta; Magnoliopsida; Asparagales; Orchidaceae
Product: zinc finger protein ZAT11
Exons: 1
Coding region: 1-771 (256 amino acids)
Source: RefSeq, a predicted model, not a curated record
AUGGAAGGUAUAAUGGAAGAUUUGCCCAUGGUGAAAAGGAAGAGAACCAAGCGGCAAUGGUUAAAGCUUCCAUUGGCGGAGGCUGCGCCGGUGGCGGCGGCGGCUGUGUCGUAUACGUCGACCUCCGCGGAGUUCUCUGAUUGCGUAACUGAGGAGGACGAAGAAAUGGCUAAAUGUCUCAUGCUCCUUGCCCAAGGCGAUCAAAGGCCAGAUCUUGACAUAACAGAGGACCCGACUACCAGCAUGAAAUCUGACAGCAAGCGAUUCGUAGAGGCGCCGACGACCACCGGCGGCCGCGCUGGAAUUUACAUCUACAUAUGCAAGAGUUGCGGUAAAUGCUUUCCCUCCUUUCAGGCGCUCGGCGGGCAUCGCGCGAGCCAUAAAAAACCCAAGCUUGUGGUUAAUGCGACGAAGACGGUGGUGAUGGACGAGGAUUCGAUUCAGCUAAGCAUGAAUUCAUUCCCUUCGAAAGUCGCCGCAAAGGCCAGAACUCACCAAUGCUCGAUAUGCGGCGCGGAGUUCAGUUCCGGUCAGGCUCUCGGCGGACAUAUGCGGCGGCACCGCCCUGCAAACCUACCGGAACCGGCGAAGAAGGAGAGGAAUUCGAACGGUCUUUCCCUGGAUCUCAACCUCCCUGCUCCCUGCGAUGAAGAUGUCAAUCCAGCGAAGUCUCCUUCCUCUGUUUCCGCGACAAAGACACCGCCUUUCUCCUUUGAGAGCCGAGCACCGAUUCUGUUGCUGACAUCUGCGAUCUUUGAUUGCCAUUACUGAUCAGAUUCUAAUUGAAUUAUGCGUCACUAAUCUCUUUUUUCUUUUCUUUUCUUAAAAUUUUCA